Dracunculus medinensis (Guinea worm) is the source of this 1686-nucleotide messenger RNA. NCBI's taxonomy places the organism in Eukaryota, Metazoa, Nematoda, Chromadorea, Rhabditida, Dracunculidae. The record is from the annotation of a GenBank genome assembly.
AUGCAGUCUCAGGUUCCAUCGGAAUCGUCCAGUGAAUACUUAAAAGUUUUGGUUGCAAGCGAUUUGCAUGUUGGAUACGCAGAAAAAAAUCCUAAAAUUGGCAUGGAUUCCUAUCGCACAUUGGAAGAAGUGCUGCAGAUUGCUCUCAACAAUAACGUCGAUUUUAUUCUUCUAGGUUGCAUUCGGCUGCUUCAGAUCAGUUCUACGUUCUAUAAUGAGAAAAUGGGAAUGGGAACUGCUAGGAUGAAUAAUUUUAUUUUGGGUGGUGAUUUAUUUCAUUACAAUUCGCCGAGUCGAUUAUGUACUCAUCGCGUUAUUCGUGUAUUGCGGCAAUAUUGUUUCAACGAUCGACCAGUUUAUAUCCAAUUUCUUAGUGAUCCGACCGUUAAUUUCUCUCAUAGUGCAUUCAGCUGUGUUAAUUACGAGGAUAUGAAUAUAAAUGCGGGUCUACCAAUUUUCACAGUGCAUGGAAAUCAUGAUGCACCAUUUGGCGGUGGAUAUACAGCCCUCGAUACUUUACAUGAGUGUGGUCUUAUAAAUUUGUUCGGACGAUUUGACAGCAUUGAUAAUUUUGAAGUUGUACCAAUUUUGUUGCAGAAAGGAAAAACAAAAUUAGCCCUCUAUGGAAUUGGACAUCAGAGAGAUGAUCGGAUCUGUCGCGCCUUUCGAGAAGAAAAAAUACGAUUUUUACGUCCUCAAGAAGAUACUGAUUCUUGGUUCAAUAUUCUUGUUGUCCAUCAGAAUCGUCCUCGACGUUCUACCGAUCGCAGUACUGGAGCUCAUUUGCCAGAAAAUCUUAUACCGUCAUUUUUUGAUCUUGUUAUUUGGGGUCAUGAACACGAGUGUAAAAUUGAACCUCAAUAUUAUGAAAAUAAUCCAGAUAUUCAUGGUGAUGGAUUUUAUAUAAUGCAGCCUGGUAGCACAAUUGUAACUUCGUUAUCACAAGAAGAAUCUCGACCAAAACAUGUCUUUGUUAUUACCAUCAACGAGCGAAGUUUUAUUUCAACUCCGUUGCGAUUGCAAACAGCUCGCCCAUUUCUUUUCGAUAAUCUCAUUAUUGACCAUAUUCCUCCACAAGGAUGUAGUAAACAUCAUCGUUUGGAAAGAAAUAUGCCGGAUGAAAAGGCAGUAAUUGAAAAAAUAGAAAAGAUGCUAAAGCAGCAUGCGAGCAAUGAGGAAAAUCAGGAACUACUACCAUUAUUGCGACUUCGAGUGCAUUAUCCAGAAUCUUGGGAAGAUGUUAAAAAAUUGGAUAAUCGCAGUAUAUGGAAUCAUUUUACCAAAUCUGUUGUCAAUGUUUCUGAUAUGAUCGUAAUUAAGACGAGUUCGAAAGUGAAAGGAAAAAAACAUAAUGCAGAGUUGCUUAGACACAUUGAGAAGGCCACGACUGUCGAAGAAAUUAUUGAGGGUCAUUUUAAUGAUGUUAGCAAAUCUUGUCGUCUUAUGGUUUUGUCAAGCUCAUUAUUGAAUGAUCACAUGAAACACCAAAAUGAAAACGAGCAUAAACGGAAUGUUAAGCAAGAUUUACUUGAUUGCAUUAGAGGAGAAAAAGAACGAUUUGUAAACGCGUUAUGCAAAGGAUCUUAUGGAAUAGAAGAUAUGGAUAUUUCAGACAAAAAAAAUUUGUACCAUGAAAUUGAAGAAAAAUUAACUGCUGAAGUGGAGAAAGCUAGAGAGUUAAGAUGA